CGAGUCGCACAUACACGACACCCUCUGUCUCUCUCUCGGUCGAUAUGAGCACGAGACCCUUGCAUCUUCACGUGAAAGUCACAAACACAGGGACGCGUUCUCCCGGCACAUAUAUCGCCAUGCAAUAGCGCUCUGCCCUUGCUACUGCUACAACUCUCGGCUCCUGUGGCUUGGGCCUCACAUGUCACCGCCAGACGCAGACGCAGUCGACGUCACAGAAGCACGCCACGGACGGUGAACACCACACGCAAAAUGGCGAACCAGACGCUGGACCAGAUGGUCAAAGGCGCUCCGCCGCCUAGCACAAAUGUAAACAAGCUCGCUGAGAGAAUGGAGAGAGACCCGCCGCCAUACUCGGCCUCGAUACUCGCACACGGCCCCCACGAUGCAAACGACCGACUCCCUACUAUCAAGACCCCGCGACCGCCCGUCAUUAGCGACCCCACAGCCCUCCUUCCGUCGUCUCCGCCCCAGAUAUACUUGAAUCUCCUCAUCCUGGAAGCCAGUCUGCGCAGCCAGUACCUCACCCUACGCGCGCGGCGCCGGCAAAACACCUUUGUGCUGACAUUGCUGGCGGUAUGGAUCGGCUUCUGCUUUUACCUACUGUGGCUACGGCCGCGGGAGGAUGGCAAGGGAAUUGGUGGUUCACAAUAUUGGCUGCUUGAUAUGCUGCAAAAGGUCGGCUUCAUCACGGGUGUUGUCACGGCCCUUUUAUUCUGGGCAACAGGACAAUGGGAGAGAGGAGUCCGGUGGCCACGGCGCUGGAUUGGCGUUGCCAACCGCGGGCUGAGGGGCAUGAAUGCCAAGAUUGUCGUCAUCAGAGGGCCUUGGUGGAGAGAAUUGGUCGAGUGGGCGCACUUUGUUGUGCCUUUUUCGGGUGGCCUUUGGGGCGGAGAGACUGGAGGAAGCUCGUAUCACUUUAUCAAUGUUGCGCAGGAGAAUAAGCAUGCGUUAGACGGAGGCCGCCCACGACACCGUAUAGUUGAGGAUGGCAAGGAGUAUGCCGAAGAAGACAUUGCACCUGGAGGCGACUACAUCAAGCUUCUUCUUCUACCGAAGCCAUUCACACCCGACUUCCGCCAAGAAUGGGAAGUCUACAGAAACGAAUACUGGGCCACAGAAAACGAGCGACGAGCCGAACUCCGCAAGCGGGUCCGCGCCCGCCAACGCGAAAUCGCCCGGGAAGAAGGCGGCUGGCUCUGGUGGACAGGCUGGCGCGGCUGGAAGCGCGCGCGCGGCCUCAGCAGCCGCAGCGCCGACGUCGAGAAAUCCGGCCACCACGCCCACGCCCACCACCGCACCCUCUCGCACACCGGCUCCUCCCGCAAGCGCCGCUCUAGCCUCCUCCAACCAGCCCGCAACAGAGACCGCUCCCACUCCCGCAGCUCCUCCCGCAGUGUCACCCCUACAACGACCGACCUCGACCUCGACGCCCGCCUCCGCCCCCUUGAAUCCCGCGAGCGCCGCUGGAGUAACGCAUCUAAUAGUACGACUACGAGUCGCAAGUCAUCCCUUCGAUCUAGCUCCACUAUCAUUUCGCAAGGAACGGCGCAAUCGGCUCGUCAACCCCCUAGUCCUAUACAAAAGCAAACUUCGACGCCGGCUUCGUCGUCGAGACCGACCACACCGAGUGAUGGCAAUGUACCUUCUUGGCAGAGUAAAAGAGCCAGUAUGCUGAGUAAUACGGAGAGUAUGAGCGAGUUGAGUGAGGAUCCGGGGUAUGAAGCUUCGGUCGGGGAAGGGGUGGGUAGAAGUGGUGGGGGGAGGAGGGGAAGUGGGAGGGCGGAGAGUGCGUGAUCACCUUCCUUCUUCUCAUUCUUUUUCUUUGAAGAGUGUUCUUUUUGGGGGAGGCACGUAAGGAGAUUUUUUUUGUACAUUUAUGAAAAAGUGGAUUUGAGAGCUGCGGUGGCAGCGGAGGAGAUGAUUAUGUUCUGGGAUGUUUAAGUGAUACCUUUUUUUUUCUCUUCUACUUUUCUACGCUCCAAGUAGUUUGCGGGUUUCGUUUAGCUAGAGAGUAUUUGUACAAGAGAAAGUUGUAGAAAUGUGUAGGUUACGUUUUACUGCUAUGUAAGGAGCAUUGGAAAGUUUUAAAUGCAUGCUGGAUACUUGAAUCGCCGGACUAGGAUGGAAGGGGUGGAGAGAGAGAGUAGGCGGAAUGAAAUGUGCA
Molecule: messenger RNA, 2167 nt
Organism: Bipolaris sorokiniana ND90Pr
Lineage: Eukaryota; Fungi; Ascomycota; Dothideomycetes; Pleosporales; Pleosporaceae
Exons: 1
Coding region: 253-1797 (514 amino acids)
Biological process (GO): nuclear envelope organization
Cellular component (GO): Nem1-Spo7 phosphatase complex
Molecular function (GO): protein phosphatase regulator activity; phosphoprotein phosphatase activity
Source: RefSeq, a predicted model, not a curated record